Molecule: messenger RNA, 579 nt
Organism: Linnemannia hyalina
Lineage: Eukaryota; Fungi; Mortierellomycota; Mortierellomycetes; Mortierellales; Mortierellaceae
Source: the annotation of a GenBank genome assembly
AUGCAGCAACAACAAUUGGAAGUCAACCCACGAGGAAUCCCCAAGGCACCCUUCGUCGAGAACGUCGAGGACCAUGUCAGUGAACAGGAGCCUGUUGAGAUUGUCCUCAAGAAGUUCCAAGAGGCCACGGCCAAGUACAAGUUCAUGGAGAUGAACCACCUCACACGCAAACGCAACCUCGACGCAAAAAUCCCAGAGAUCCGCAAGACCCUCGAGAUGGUCCAGUUCCUCGAAUCCGAAGCAAACAACGGUGACGACUCAAAGGAGAUCGAGACCAUGUACGAAUUGAAUGACACAUUAUACGCCACCGCAAAGAUCAAGCGUACAGGAAAAGUCUGUCUCUGGCUCGGCGCAAAUGUGAUGCUGGAAUACCCAGUCGAGGAGGCUGCAGAACUGUUGGCAUCAAAGCUUUCCGCGGCGUUGAAGACGUUAAAGAACACCGAGGAGGAUCUGGCCUACUUGAGGGACCAGAUCACCACCAUGGAGGUCAACACCGCCCGUGUCUACAACUGGGAUGUCAAACAGCGUCGUCUCGCCAGAGCCAAAGCCGAAGCUACCGAUGCUGCCGGAUUGGAUUGA